This is a messenger RNA of Harmonia axyridis, 3471 nucleotides long. Its product is annotated as phosphatidylcholine:ceramide cholinephosphotransferase 2-like. The record is from RefSeq and is a predicted model, not a curated record. Gene Ontology annotation, biological process: sphingomyelin biosynthetic process; ceramide biosynthetic process. The transcript has 7 exons. The coding region runs from base 175 to 1368 and encodes 397 amino acids. NCBI's taxonomy places the organism in Eukaryota, Metazoa, Arthropoda, Insecta, Coleoptera, Coccinellidae. Gene Ontology annotation, cellular component: Golgi membrane; endoplasmic reticulum membrane. Gene Ontology annotation, molecular function: ceramide cholinephosphotransferase activity; sphingomyelin synthase activity.
UGAAAUGCUUUCGAACAGUACAACACCAUAAAAUAUCUAAAGGUCAAAGCCUAUACGAAGAGAUUGGUUAUUUUAGAAUAACACCGCAUCUCAGUCGUAGUCAUGAAUUAUCUGUAGCAUAUUCUCAAACUUUCAUACAAGUGGGUGUUUUCCUCUCGUUCUAAGGUUUACAACAUGGGGUCAUACGAAAAGAUGGUGAUAGAGCCCAAAUUUGCAGACUAUGGGACUAUCCAUUCAAUAGCAGAAGUGCCUCAGCAUAACUCAUUACAUGCCUUAUUAGGUCCAAAAACAGUUCUCACGUCUACGCCUGUAGAAGCUGAAACAUCCAGCAGUUCGAAAGAUAUGGUACAAGGUGAUUUGUAUCAAAGACAACCAUUGCUAGUAAAUUCUUCGAAGGGGGAUCAUUGGGGGAGCUCCAAAGUCAAUACAGAUAAUGAUUAUUGCAUAGAAGAUGACGAAGUUCAAAAAUCCGGUACCAAUAAUGGAGUCAUCAGAAUCGAAAUGCCUUCACCGAUUAGGGAGGAACCACGAUUUCCACAGGAAAGGUGGAAAACAUUUAUUGCCGCUAUUGCCAUGAUGUUGGGUUUCCUAGCUACCUUAAUCUCACUAUCAAUAGUACACAAUCAAGUACCACUGAACGAUCCACCAUUACCUGAUGUAAUAUUAGAUAAUGUACCUGAGAUUGACCCAGCUUUAAAUGUUUCAGAGUAUAUUAUAGUAUUUAACGUUAUAUCCUGUAUAGUAUGUAUGAUAUUUCAUAAGCACAGAUUCAUUAUAAUGAGGAGAAUAUUCUUAUUAAUGUCCUUGCUGUACAUGUAUAGAGCAGUCACUAUGUUCGUGACUGUAUUACCUCUUGCGAAUCGCACAUACCCAUGUGCUCCAGAAACGAACCAAACCAGUGUUGUAGAAGUAUUGAAGAGGGUGAUAAAAAUGAGUGCUGGUUUUGGCCUCUCUAUCAAUGGUGAUCAGAUCUACUGUGGUGACUUCAUUUAUAGUGGCCACACUGUUAUUUUAGUACUUAGUUAUUUAGUAAUCUCAGAAUAUACUCCAAGAAAACUGUGGCCAGUUGGAAUCGUCUAUUGGGUACUCAGUUUACUUGGAAUCAUUUUUCUAGAAAUGAGUCAUGCACAUUACACAAUAGAUGUUGUGAUAGCUUAUUUUAUCACGACAAGACUGUUUUGGUUAUACCAUACCUUAGCUAACCAUACAUAUUUGAGGCAAGCGACAUCUCAUAAUCUACUAGGAAGAGAGUGGUGGUUUUGGUUGUUUCAAUACUUUGAAAGUAACAUAGAGGGCCCGGUUCCUAUACAAUACGAAUGGCCAUUACCUUGGCCAAGAAGGUUUCAUUCUAAAAACCGUGAUAGUUAGUAUAAAAAUCUAAGUAGUAACUAUGAAGAAGGAUUUUUUCAAAUUUUUCAGAUUAACAUUGUGAUUUGCUAGAAAAUGAUGAAAACUAUGCCUUAUAUUCUAUAUGAAAAUAUUGGUGUACAAACUGUUAUAUUCAUUUACCUAACGGAUAAUAAUAGAAAUCUAAGGGUGCAAAUUAUAUUAAUUAUUAAGGAUGAAAACAAAAGAAUUGAUGUUUUUUUUGAGUUUGUUAUUUUUUUGUUUUGUUAUUAUAUUUUCAACUUCAUCUGAUGCAGUAUAAAUUGAUAAUGAUUGUGAUAAAAAAAUUUGAAGUAAAAUAUUGACAAAUAUCUGCCUAGUCCCUACUCAUUUGUGAUAGCAAUAUUUACUGCAUCUUAAUGAAUUCAUAUGCUUUAAAGAGGCUGAUGUGUCAUAAUGCAUUCACAACGUUAGUUUUUCUCUCUGCUGAGAAUUGAUUGAUUGAAAUUUUUUUUUUGCAGCUUUUUCUACCCAUUUUAUAAAUAUCAAGUGAGAUAAUUUGAAUGGUAUGGCAAUCGAUUCAGUAUACUUGUGAAAUAAUUGAAAAGCAUUCCUCAGAAUAAGUUUUCAACCAGUUAAUAUUUUAUUUCCCAAAAAUAUCACAUCAGUGAUUUUGACAAUAAAUAAGAAUAUUGAUAAAGUUAACAUAAUUCAAUACAUGUAUAAAUCGUUGUUGGACCUACAUUCUGAUAUAAUUCAGGUAUGUGGCCGAUUUGUUAUAAAUUAUUAUUGUAUUAUUCUGAACAUUUGUUUUCAACUUUAUAAUAUUUCAGAAAUAUUUUAUACUUAUUUAUUAUCAAUUCAAACAUUUAUAUGAUCUGAAAGAGACAAAAAUUAUGUAAGUAUGAAGAAAUGUGAUACUAUAUUAUAAUGGAGAUAAAUAUGAUCACAAAAAUAAAAAAACAAAAAAUUUCUUGCUAGAAUAUGUUUUAAUUAAGACUUAUUGAAGAAAAUAAGAUAUAUUCACCAUCAUACAAAUAACUGAAAAAUUAAUAUUGAAAAUGUAUAGACAACCCUUAGCUUGAAUGUCCUGAAAAGGCUCAUUUUCAUUUUCUUUCUGAAAAGAAAAAAAUAUUUUUUUAUUUUUGUUUUAUACUUGUUAUACAGAAUUUGCAAUUCUAAUCCAAUGAAUUGGGUUGUGAACACUUCUAAAAUCUGUUACUAAAAUUGGAGUACAGGUUCCACCACUCGCAACCAUCAUCUUGAAGGAUUUGAAGAAACAUCUAGCCAAUCAGUAGUACCAUACUACAAACUUAGAAUGUGUCUCCACAAUAUCUCGAAAUACUUGAAUUGAAUGGAAUUUAUCUUCAAUUCUAAAUAUAAUAUCACAAAUACGAACUUUAAGACUUUAAUGAGAUUUAAAAUUUCUUUAAAUUAUACCAAAUUUUAUUUGGAAAAAUUUCUUUCUGACAAUUUUUGUGUUGGUAUCAUAUUUCAAGUUACUUCCCAUUCUUUGGUAGUGAAUAACAUGUUGAGGCAUGUUCAAUCUCAAAUUCAAGUCUUUAACCAAUAUAAUAUGGUGGAUGGUGGAACCUUAUGAAUUUUAAUAAAGAAUCUGUUUUUUUUUUAAUGGUUACUUGAGACAGGAGACCAAUCAAACUUAAAAAAUAUGGCUUAAUGUUCAUCACAUGAAAAAAUCCGAAAUAAUUGGCGGUUCCUCUUCGAUUUAUUUAAUUUCAUCAUUAAUAUAUAUCUACUGAAUAAAAUCUUGUUUUUUCUCAUUGUCACCAAACAGAUAAGUUAUUUGUUAUUUAGACAGAAGUUUAGAAGAGAUCAUUUGAGUAAGUGUUUAAUGAAGUAAAUAAUAAUUACCCAGUAAGAAGUAAAACGUUAAAUGAUUAUCGUUAUCAAGAAUCAGAGGCUGUUGAAAUCGAGCUUCAUACAAAUUCCUUUGAUAACUCAAAAAAUAGAAACCACAUCUGAAUAUUUUUUUAUUUCUCGAAUACACCAUGUAAAAUUAUGUUUGUAUUUUUAUUAUCAUAUUUGUACAAUUGAAGGGUAAAGAAUAUUUUCAGAAGCAUGGAUAUUCCUUCAUAUUUCCAUUCGAUAGAAUAAGUGUUGUUAAAUAAAUUUUAUAUUCUUGAA